AUGUUCCAAGGUGACGACCUUCCUAGAAGCGACGAAAUCUGGAAUGCCAUCGCUGAGUUUUUUGACGCGAUGUAUGUUGUGUUUCCGGUCUUGUCAUACACCAAUCUUGCCUCACGUCUGAUCAUCGAACCAGCUUGGCGCGCCAUCCCCGAAUUUAGCACGCUACUCUGGUCCAUUCAGAUGGUGAACGCAGCAAGCCAAUUCCGCAUGGCACUCGGAGACAAGGCACAUCUUUCGGAGCUCAUUACCCAAGUGGAGAGGUCACGUCUGGGUUAUGACUUUGCUGAUCCAGCCACACUCGAUAGUGUGGUUGUCUCUUUAUUUCUGUUCACCGCCUAUAACGUCCUCGAAAGGCACAACCGCGCGUUCUUGUACCUGGACGAAGCUCUCUCUCUCGUAGAGGCAGUGGAACCUCUCGACGAAGAAGACCGGCACAGAAAGCUACAGAUUGAGCAGGUUCUCUUUAAUACCGAGGCAGCAACUUUUGCAAUAUAUGCAAAUAAGAGCAGACGGCGACGGGCUCGCAGGCCACUGAGGAUUGUGGACGGAUCACCAACGGGGCCACAAUCUGUUGGGCCCACUGAUGAAUCCGACAGAGUUGCUAUGCACUUAUUGAGGCGCCUCACUGAGAUACACAUGGCCGAGGAUGCAGAAGCAUUCGAGGGAAUAGAUAUCGAGUCUGAGGCUGAUAUGGCAACGCUAUUUGGGGCCGUUUUUAAACGUCAUCGAUACUCCCGUAUUCAAGCAGCCGAUGUGGUUGUUACGCGGCAAUGGCAGCUGUCAACAAAACUGGUCGCCGAUCUUAGACAUGGGCAUGGGAUCUCGCCGAGGUUACAGCAAUCAGUUGAAUUGCUAGGUCUUGCAGCCAUGUCCUGGAUUUGCUUAUUGGGAGAAGGCGAACUACGAAUCGUGGGCCUGGGGAAACUAUCUGGCCUUGCACAGAACAUCUACUUUUUAGCAGGAGGAGGUAGGUGUCAAUACAUCCUAGGAGGUCUCGCGGGCGCUGUCAUCAAGGAGGAUCAUGAGAAGAUUUUUGCACCUCGGCUGGCUGAGGUGGUCAUGCCUUUGAUAUCAACAGUACCUUUACCAAUGAGUUCACUGCAGCGCUACGAAGAUCAGAGCUCGACCACCCAGGCACGGACGGCGAUGCAAGUUGAGCGUUUGAAUAUUGGCAUCUUUGAAUCCCACAGCGAUUCCUGGAAGCCUUCAAUGCAGGAUGAUGUGAGAGAGAAUGACGACUGCAAUUCGCCAGACCUGAUCAACAGAUUUAUUGACAUCUCCUGA
Cladophialophora psammophila CBS 110553 is the source of this 1284-nucleotide messenger RNA. RefSeq lists its product as uncharacterized. Bases 1 to 1284 code for a protein of 427 amino acids. The record is from RefSeq and is a predicted model, not a curated record. Lineage: Eukaryota; Fungi; Ascomycota; Eurotiomycetes; Chaetothyriales; Herpotrichiellaceae. The transcript has a single exon.